CACAGGUACGUCUAAAAAUAGAAGAACUUGUUGGACAUACAACACCCUGCCUGUGUAAUUUUCGGAGUGACAGAAGAAAAAAGCCGAACAGACGGACGGUUUUAAGGAAUAGGGUGUGUGUGUGCAGACGUAAAAACCUUUUUAUUUCGUUGUUAUGUGGAACAGUUAAUUAAUUAACAGGGUUGUCACAAUAAAAGUUAGGAGAGAUGUUGACUCCACUAGUACUUGCAGCGGUUCUGCUGGUUGGUACAAAUGGACAGACUAUGACGCGUCAGAACUGUAACAGCGCGGGACACGAGGCCGUCAUUCAAGCCGAUGCAGACGCAUUUAUUGCAGGCUUUUUUGCUUUCCACGAGACAAACGAUAAUGGUGUAGGCUGUGGAGAGAUUCGCACCGGAGAUUCUGAGGAGGCCAUGCAGUCGUAUGAAGCCAUUCGCUGGGCCCUCGAUCGUUUAAACAAGAUAAACGAAGUUCUAAAUGGCGAAGAUUUAACAGACUAUUACAUUCCAGGAGUCAAAAUAGGAAUGAUAGCAAAUGAUUAUUGUAGCAGUGUGACAACUGCUAUCAGUAAGGCAGAAAUGUUGUUCCCGCAGUUUGGUGCUGCCGAGACGGAAUGCCAGAAAAAUACAGACAAACUAAUGCUCGGUUUGUAUGUUCAAAUGGCCAGUGGAAAUGCUAUGGCUAUGCAUGAAAUGGCCCACAAUCGAAACCUUCCAUUGGUUUCUUAUACUUCAUCAGCCCCUGCUCUAUCCAAUGUAGAGAAAUAUCCAAACUUUAUGCGUACUAUACCACCAGAUGGUCCAUUGACUAAAGCAAUUGUAGAGUUUAUAAAGCAGCUAGGCUGGGAGUACGUGGUCGUUGUUCAUACUGAUAACAGCUAUGGUAGGGAAGCCUACAGAGCCAUACGCCCGUACCUGGCUGAAGCCGGAAUCUGCCUGACCGCUGCUUUCCCUGCUGACCCUAAUGACGACUCUGACGCAACUGUUGACGGAUUAUUAGACAACGUCAUGGCAACAAAUACAACUGGAGUGAUCUACCUUGGAAACAAUAUGAUUAUUGAGGCAUUCUUGCGACGUGGAGAGGUUAAGGACAAUGCUGGUUUGCUCCAAUGGGUGGUAACUGACAGCGUUUCGUUAUCGGAAACAUUUCCCGGACAGAAAUACCCAAGAGGACUGAUUUCUGUGGUACCAUCUGGACGUAAGAUCAUUGAAUUUGAGGACCAUUGGGUGAGAAUUGACAAUAACAACCCGUCCGAUGAGAAUCCCUGGUAUAAAGACAUGCAUAUGAAGAGCUAUAACUGUCGUCUGCCGGGUGUAACAAAUUCUGAGUAUACGACAGAUUGUCCGGUCAAAACAGAAACCCAGAGGAGAAAUGAAUUCGUUCAAGAUCAGUAUGUCGAGCCUGCUGUACAUGGUGUCUAUAUUUAUGCACGUGCCUUGAAACAAGCCCACGCCGUGUUGUGUGGCGGCCAGCGAGGAAUGUGCGCAGCGUUGAGACAACUGUCGACAGCUGAUUUCUAUAACAACUACAUGAGAGAUAUUGAUUUCAUGUAUGGGAAGGCAGAACGUAUUGAAAGUUUAGCUUCAUUCAGUCUUGACCCAUAUAAUGCUGCGGCACAGGUUAAGUUUGAAGGCAACGAUUUGACCAAUCCGUCAUUCGAAGUUUUCAACUUUAAUGACUAUCCAUAUGGGGAUGCAUUCAAGUUUCAAAGUGUGGCCACUUACAUUAAUGAGUUACUUGAAGUAAUUACAUCUCGUCUGAGAUUCUAUGAUGAACCACGUGAUACAGUUCUUCCAUUUAUUCCGAAGUCACAGUGCCCAAGCAAGCCUUGUAAUCCAUGUUUAGGAGCCCUGAUUGACUCAAAAUACGUCUACAUGCCAGGUGACGUGCUAAUCAAUGCUGCAUUCAGUGUUCAUAUGCCUGGGUCUGUACCGUUAUCAUGUGGAGCAUUUGAUAACUCUGCACAACAAGGGAUACAGGCAAUGCAGGCCUUCAUUUUUGCUGUGAAUUAUGUAAACAAUCAGCUUGCACCAAGCACUGGCCGAUUGAAGGGAGUAACACUUGGCGCACUUGGAUUUGACGACUGUAUGGACCCAGUUUUAAGCAAUCAUUUAAUCACUGAAGUUCAGAGGUAUGGCCGCCAGAUCACAGAUAUGAAUGGCGAUAACAUGCUUGACCCUCGUACUGUAGAGGUGUUCAUGGCGCGAGGUCUUGACCCUUGGAUGGCAAUUUCUAUGUCCAAUUUGAUGGAUACAAUGAAACGUCCAGUAAUCGGAGUAGAAACAUACACUGAGGCUCUAGAUGGAUCCGAUAUGUACAAGUAUCCAUAUUUCCUGCGAGCGCAGUAUGGCCUUCGAAAUCAGGCUAUGUCUAUCGUGAAUGUGGCGAAGAGAAAUGGCUGGAAAUAUUUACAGAGUGUUCACCACACUGGAAUGUGGGGUAUUGAGGCAAAUGAUGUUUUAAAGCGAGUUGCCGCAGAAGAGGGUAUCUGCAUUGUAGCCUCAUACGAAAUUCCUGAUAUGGGUGGUGGCGCUGAAGUUGUUGAAAAAUUGCGUGCACGACCAGACGUACAGCCUGUUGUUUUAAUGCUGCUUUCAUAUGGCUUUCGCAAUUUUAUGGAGGGCAUGAAGGAACUCAAUGUUAUUGAUGAAUUCCAACUUAUAUCUGCCAUAGGCGAUAAUAAACAAAGUGUGGCAGGGUAUGAGGAUUACAUCAACGGUAUGAUCAGUUUUGAGCUAUGGUGGCCUGCCACUUCUGUUGGCGGAUUGCCAACUUUGGAAGGGUUCCGUCAACAUUUGAAGAAUAUAGAUGUUAAGACGUACAUGACCAAUCCAUGGAUGCAAGAAUGGUUUGAGAACUUCUACAGCUGUAAGUUUAAUCCUACGGGCUCUGAAGUAGCAUGUGGAAAUCAGAAAUUGUUCGAAGAUUUCGAACUGAACUCUGAUGUGAUAGCAACAAUUUAUGGUGUUUUUGCAGCAGCACAGGGUCUUGACGAAACAUUAAAGGAAUAUUGUGGGACAGGAUAUGAUGGGUUAUGCGGUGAUUUUAUCAAUGCUAGAGAUAAGGGAAUGGUUCUGUUGCAAAAUAUUCGUGGGAAAACCAGAUACACCGAAGACGCAAAUACGUAUAGAUUUUUUGACAACAAUGGCAACUUGCCAACAAAAUACUUCAACUACAAUGGAGAACUGGACACAUUUACAUAUGUUGGCGAUUAUAAACCAGCUGAGGGAGUACUUUACUUAGAGAACUUCAGAUUAAUUGGGGACAGCAGUACUUCUCAGGUGUCAUCUGAGUGUCCAGGCGUCUGUAUGGAAUGCUUGUACCUGUUUGGUAACCAAAAGUUCAUGUAUAUUCCCGGUGACAUUAUCAUACCAGGAAUAUUUGAUGUACAUUACCAGGGCGAUUCUCCAUACAGCUGUGCUGAUCUCAGAAAAGACAAUGGAUUCCAGUACACGGAGGCAUUCCGUUUUGCUUUACAACAAAUAAAUUUAGGUCAGGCAGGUGUGAAGUUGAAUAAUGUCAGGCUUGGAGGUCUGGGUUUUGACGGCUGCACCGAUCAUAUAAGAGCAUCGGCUAUUGUAACCGGAAUGUAUUCUGGUGCUUUCCCAACUCCAGGUUCAAAUCUUGCAAAUGUUGAUGUUAAUAUUGAAGAUUUAGCAGGGUGGUUAUCAUAUGAAAGUGAAAGUACAAUCAGUAUUACAAAAAUUCUGGAAAGAUUUAAUGUACCUGCUGUUACCCCAGGUGCUACUUCACCAGUUCUUGAUGACAAGUCCGAAUUCAUCAACUUUUUCCGUACCAUUCCAUCAGACGGCCGUGUUGCUGAAGCUAUGGCCAAACUGUCCAAUAAACUUGGCUUCAGUUAUAUCGUAACACUAAAUGCACCAGAGGAAGGAAGCCGUGAUGCAGUAAGGCAUUUCCGCAUGUAUGCUGAAGACCUCGGCAUUUGCAUCGGGGCUUCAUAUGAGUUUGAGACAGACGGUGAUGAAAACCAAAUUCUUGACUAUGUUCUCCAGUCAACAACAAAAGUAGUUGCAGUUUUUGCAAGCCCUGAUCGUUACAUUGAAAACUUGAUAAAAUUAAAAGAUUCAAAAUCAGCUGCUGCCAAUCUGAUUUUCAUCGCCAACCAACCAUGGGACACGCAAGCUAAAAAUGCCAUUCAGGGCUCAUUUACCCCUAUACCAGCUACAAUUAAUUUCAGAAUGGACGGAAAUGUAGUAAUCGAGGAGUUCUUGUACUAUCUGGAAAGUGAGAGUACCCGACUACUAGAAAAUGCGAAUCCGUGGUUCCGUGAGUACUAUGAGGUGGUCAUGCAAUGUAACCUGGCAGGAACGUAUAAAUAUGACAGAGCAUGCAGAGAUACUAGCUUUGAUGCAUUAGACAUUGACCGGAUCCAGCAAGAUAUUCGUGUUGUUCCAACAAUGAAUGCCGUAUACGCAUUGGCGGAAGGAAUACAUCGUACGUUAGAACAGAAGUGCGGCGUGAACUACAAUGGCGUAUGUGCAGCUUUUAUCAGCGAUGACGACACUUACGCUCAUAUAAUGAACAAUAUGGAUGCUCUGAGUUUCCAAGAUAUUACAGCCAUGGCGUUCCGAUUUGUACAGCGUGAGGCCGACAGGAAACUUCAGUUUACAAGAUUCUUGGUUGACGGGACAGUUUAUUUGGAGGGUUCUUACAACAAAGAUGGAGAAUUUGAAAUUCCCCUUGAGGAGACACUCAAAGCUGUUUACAAAAAUGUUCCAUCGACAUGUAUUGGUGAAUGUCUGCAGUGUCAGAGAGAUGGUUCUGGUGAGGAGGAGUUUAUGUAUGUAGCUGGUGAUCUCCACAUUGCAGCAUUGUUUGAUGUACACAAAAUGGGAGGAACACCCUACACCUGUGGCGAAAUUAACGAUAUGCAUGGUUUCCAAUUAAUGGAGGCAUUCAACUGGGCUAUGGAGUAUGUUAAUGAGAAGAAAGGAAUUUUCAGCCGCAAACUGCAAGGUGUUAAACUGGGCUCAUUGAUCUUUGACACUUGUUCUAGUCCAGUUAGAGCUGGAAAUCUUGUUGCAAAUUACCAUGCUAGGAAUUUCGAGAUUCGAACCAAAGAAUACAGGAUCGACCCAUCUCUCAUCGACUUGUAUAUUGGACCAAUGACAAGUGAGGCUUCAAUAAGGGUUGCAGAUGUGUUAGCAGAAAUUGGCAUCCCACAAAUAAGUUAUGGCGCAUCAUCUCUGGAGCUGCGUAAUCAACGUAAAUAUCGAUAUUUCAUCAGAACGGUUCCUGCUGAUGAUAAGCAGGCAAGAGCUCUCAUCUCCAUCCUAAAGAAGUAUGAAUUCCCGAAUAUCCAGUUAGUUACAGAAUUCACUUCAGUUGGAGAAUAUGGAAGGCAAGAAUUCCUGAGGCUGGCUAAGUUAAAUAGAAUUUGUGUUUCUGCAGAAUAUGUGAUUGGUCAGAGUGGAAAGGUGACUGAAGCGGAGGCUAGAAUGGUUGCCUCAAAGUUAAGAGAGAAGCCUGAUGGCAGGGUAGUUGUUGUUAUCAUGGAUGAUCCAUAUACAUUCUUGAAUGAAGCAGAUAAGUUUGAUUACAUAAUAGGAAAUUACUCGUUUAUUGCCACAGAUAAAUGGGGCUUUGGCAUUUCAGGUUAUAAAAACCUUGAAGGUUUGGACAGGUUAAUUGUGAGUGGACAAGUCCUGACCCUUGAUGUCGAAACUGCAGAUUUCCCUGAACUUGAUCUAUAUUUAGAAUCGAAGACGCCAGAAAACUAUUUGUCAAACCCAUGGUUUAAGGAAUACUAUGAGUAUAUUCAUAAUUGUUCCGUCGGUCCACCUACAACCAAAUACCCAUCUGUGUGUCCUGAGUAUUUGGUCGGAUAUGCAAGAGCUGAAAACUAUAUUCAAGAUCCUUAUGCUUUGUAUGUAAUAAACGCAGUGUUCUCAACAGCUUUAGGAAUCGACCGAACACUUUUCCAAUGGUGCGGAGGUGAGCGAUAUUAUGGUGUUUGCAAUAUUCUGCGUACCCAUGGUGAACGAAGAGAAUACUUCCUUGAGAACAUAAAGAAAGCUACAUUUGUAGACCAGACCGACCAGCCAUUCUACUACACCGCAGAUGGGGAAAGCGACCGAGGUUUCCAUGUGUACGAACCACAGGCCAAUGGCAUGUCACUUUACUAUGGUAGCAACGGUUACUACUGGGAAGAUAUUGGAAGUUAUAAUGACAGUCAUUACUUAAAAAUGGACGUACGAUAUGAUCCAGACUGGUUUUCCAGUUGUGAUAGACCAGGUUCAUGCCAGUGUGAAUUUCCUGAGUACCAGCCCUCUCGCUACAUGAGCAAACCAUCACCGCUAGAUCUAAAUGUUGUAUUUAUCUCGGACAUCCAUGCAGCUGAUCCUAACAAUGACAUGGGCUGCGGUGCCAUCGAUACUGGUAGCAGCAUGCAAAAUCUAUUCGCCUUCUUGUACGCUCUUGAAUCUGUUAACAACAACACUGAUUCCAAAUUCCCAGGAAGUUUGAAACUGGGUGGUGUUGCCCUCGAUACAUGCUCACAGCCAAGCCGUAUCGGGCAGGAUGCUUAUAGUUUGUUGAGCGGAGAACCUGUAUGUGGGGAUGACUCGGCAACACAGGUGGUUCCACCGGCAUCUAUUAUUUCUUACAUGGUCAGGAAUAGUGCCAAUUCCAUAGCAACCAGUAGCAUGCUGUCACCACUGAAAAUUACCUCCAUUAGUAUGAGUGCCACAUCUGUCGAAUUAAAUGACAAGUUGGAACAUGCAUAUUUCUUACGAACAGUACCACCAGACAAUGUACAAGCACUGGUUGUUGCAGAAAUCCUGAAGGUUUUUGGCUGGGAUUAUGUCACUGUUGUCUAUGCUGAAAACUCCUACGGCAGAUCAGCUGUCCAAACUCUUCUAUCACAGUCAGAUCGUACAAACCCCUCGUUUUGCUUCGGGCGAACAGUUUCCAUGCCCCUUGAUGCUGACCUCAACGAUGCUAAAAGUGUGAUCGAUAAGCUUAAUCAACUGAUCGGAGCUAAGGUUGUAGUCACCUUCGUCACUUCUCAGCAAGUACCUCUGCUUCUCCAAGCUACAACAGAAAAGGGACUUAAUCACAGAUUUAUCUGGAUUGGCAGUGAUACGUGGGCAAAUAAUAUGCAUCUCGUACGAGGCUACGAGGAAACUGCUGCCGGUGCAAUUACUAUUCAGAUCCGCUCCGAAUACAGCCAAGAUUUCAGAAACUUUGUAAAAAGUAUUAAUUUUAAUGAUCGUAAAGGCAUUCCAGAUGAUUGGUUUGAAGAAAUUUAUCAGACUGUUCACCAGUGCCGAAUACUAAGCAGCCAGAUUCAAAAGACUUACACUAAGAUCUGUACUGGUGACGAAAAAUUCACAGACGAAAUGAUCCCACAAGAUCCAUACGUUCUGCAAACAAUCAUCUCUGUGUUCCAGAUUGCAAAUGGUCUCAGUGAUGUAGAAGCUUGUAAACAAAGUGGUCUCACAAUAUCAUCAUGUUUGUCCCUGCAGCCAGACAGAAGGCAGCUCAUUUACAAUAGCAUUUUGAAUGCCCAGCACGAUGUACUGCCCGAGGACCUUGGUGAACGAUCGUUUAAUUUUAAGUUCACAAGCGAAGGCUUUGGUGAUAUUGGUUACAACAUUUUCAACUUCAGAAGAAACUUAACCUCUGGACAAUUUGAAUAUAUUCAGGUUGGAAGCUCAGCUGGUGAACUACGUCUUGAUAAACGUCUGUAUAAGAGCUAUAGUUCUAUAGUCAAUUACCGGUCUCAACCUUUGUCCAGAUGUCCUCUAGGUAGCACAUGCCAGUGUCUCGACAAUACUGGGACACCGUUCCCAUUUAGCCGCCAGGAAGAUGGUUAUGUCAUCACAGAGGAGGGCCAAUACGUGGAUCCUACAACUGGUGCACUUGUAACGAUCGAAGACACACCUGGCAUGACCGAUAGAUUCCGUGAUAUUUGGGCAAUUAUUGUCUGCACUCUAGCAGCGAUUGGCGCGUUUGCCGGUCUUUGCAUGUUUGUAUACCUCCUCAUUGUAUAUCCUGUACGCGGUGGAACAACUGUACUUGGUUACAUGCUGUGCUUUGCCAUAAUUCUUAUGUACUGUCUGGUGUUUGCUUUUAUUUUGCACGCGUCACGAGAAAUUUGUGGACUUCGUCGAUUUGCCCUAGGAUUUGUUUACUCAAUCGCAUACUCGGCAUUAUUUGUAAAAUUAGUUGAUUGUUGGAGAACAAAAGACAAAGAGGACAUUUAUAUGGUAAAAUAUAACAAAAUCGGUAACCCAUGGGGACUUUUCUUCAGUGCUUGCCUUAUUGUUCUGGUUCAAGUGAUGAUUAAUGCAGAGUGGUUGAUUUUGGAGGACCCAGAUAUGGUACGCGUAAUCUACAACAAUAAGCUGUGGCCACGUUGUGUUCCAGACGACUUUUAUGAUGAGGGUCUGAUAUUAUCGAACUUGUUCAUCAUGUUCCUAAUAUUUGUCAGUGUUCUGGUAGGACUAGCUGCCUUCGGUAAUGACAAGAACCACUGGGAUUGUAGGUGGAUUGUGGGAUGUGUUGUGUUGACUAUACCAGCAUGGAUGGUAUGGUGCCUGGUAGCGGCAUUAGGGGAGUACAAGAUGCGAGAUGCUGCAGCUGCCAUUGGUCUGCUGUACAAUGCCACAGUAAUGUUGAUGUGUGGGCCACUAAGAAAGUUAUACCUACUGAAUAAAUAUCAGGCUAGCCUUGAAGAAGAGGAGAGAAAGUCUCAGCUAGCUCUCUCAAGCCAAAAAGACUACAAUUCCAUGUACGGUAGACAAUAUGAUAAUAUGCCUCACAUGCAGGAUGGUGACUCUAUUAGAGGGAGCACUAUGAAUGAUGAUGUAUUUAUGUAUGACCCUAAAAGUUAGUCUUCAUAUUUAAUUGUUAUAAAUGUGUACAGAGAGACAGAGUAAAAUGUGUUUAAAAACAAUUUGUAUGUUGCCAUGACAACAACAGAUCAGUACCUGAUUAAUCCUCAUAUCAACAGUUACCAUAGCAAUGACCUUCACCUUCAAGUUUUACCUGCUCUUCUCAGGUGUUACGAUAUAUAGAUAUGGAUAGAUGCGUCAUUGGUUUUGUUAUAAAUAAGUAUAUAAUCAUGUGUUUUAGUAGUUAAGUCUUGUAAAAGAUCUUUAAAGAAUAAGAAUUAUGGAAAGUCUUGCAUAAAUACAUGUACAUCAAUGUACACUGUUCAUGUUAUUAUAAACAUUUUAAGCGUAGAUCUAAGUCUUGUCAGUUUUGUUUCAUCAUGGCUUUUACUUAAAGGCUACAAAGCCAAUGAACACUGUUAAAUAAUGUUUGUUUUAGGAUAAAUAUACAAAUUACAUGUCAGUUUUUUAAGUUCUCAAGAUUCAUUUAAUAUAUCAACUUUUGAUGGAAAUCAUAAUACAUGUAAUUGAAAACAUAUUUAGCAUGAUAAAAUUUGUGUGACCGAAUGAAAUGCAGACUGCUCCAUGAAAACCCAGCUAUAUGUGCUGCCCAAUGAAAAUCUUUUACAGACAUUUUUUAUGUUUCCUUUCUUUGUUUUGUCUCAUUUUUGUUUGUGAAAUACACUUUUAAAGUCUUUAAAUUCAAGUAGAAUUCAGUAGAGAAUUUAAAGUUCAGUCAUUUGCCAUUCUGAACAUUGUAGCAGUCUUAAUCCUAGGUGUAAAUUAGAAAAAUGGGGGUGAUAUAUUAAACUUUGUCAUAGUUUUUGAAUUAUAAACAUUGUUAAAUCUCUGAAUUUGUAUUUGAAGAAUGUGAUUUUUAUGAGAAUUUGUAUUUAAAGUUAUCCUUGAAUUCUUGAAUAUAGUAACUGCUUUGAAAAACUGCUUUUCAUGCUGGUUUUGAAUGAAAUUUAAUUUUGGUACCCUUUUGGUAUCCUUUGAGAUUUGAUUGUUUGAAAGUUUGAAAGUAAUUUUAGAAACCAGUCUCUCUUUCCAACAAGUGAUUGGCUGUUUCUUAGUUUAAAAAAUUUGAAUUUAGCCAAUAGGAAGAGUUGUUGUAUUGUGGACUGGUCCCAAAGUGAAGCAAAGCUGUUAUACACUAGUUAGAGAGUUUGUUUGUGAUAUGAAAUGAUUUGUUUACCAUUUUGUACAUAAUAUUUUUUCACUGUUGAUUUGAUACAGACUAGCUAAACCUAACUGAAUAAAUAUUAUGUAGAUGCCUUGUUUAGUUAUAUAUAAUUGUUUAUGUACAUACAUCGAUACAUUUUAGAAACACAUGCAAACAUAUUUUCCUGUAAAGUGCUUGAUAUUUUUUAUAUAUAAUAUUAAAAAGAAAAAAUGCAAUAAAAGUAUAUUUCUUA
Messenger RNA from Ruditapes philippinarum (Manila clam), 10276 nucleotides. RefSeq lists its product as uncharacterized. The record is from RefSeq and is a predicted model, not a curated record. NCBI's taxonomy places the organism in Eukaryota, Metazoa, Mollusca, Bivalvia, Venerida, Veneridae. Gene Ontology annotation, biological process: regulation of synaptic transmission, glutamatergic; G protein-coupled glutamate receptor signaling pathway. Gene Ontology annotation, cellular component: membrane. The coding region runs from base 207 to 8858 and encodes 2883 amino acids. The transcript is spliced from 21 exons. Gene Ontology annotation, molecular function: group II metabotropic glutamate receptor activity.